UUUGCGGGAAGUUUGGUCCUCAUACAGCAUAACCUACAGUCAACGAUAAACAACAGAAUCGAGAUGCCUCCAAAGGGCAAGGCGGCGGGGAACAGCAGAGCUCCAGCUAAAAGGAAGCUGGCAGAGGAGUUCCCACCCGGAGAGGUCCUGACAGACACCGGGAAGAAGGCCUGGAAGCUGGGGCGUCCAGUCGGCCAGGGGGGCUUUGGCCUCAUAUAUCUGGCUGAUGAGAAUUCUGCAAGACCUGUGGGUGCAGAUGCUCGCUAUGUCAUCAAAGUGGAGCCCAGUGACAAUGGACCACUGUUCUCUGAGCUCAAGUUUUACAUGAGAGCUGCCAAGCCUGAUCUGAUUCAGAGCUGGAUGAAGUCUCGCAAAUUGAAAAGUCUGGGAGUUCCCAUGUACUGGGGCUCAGGUCUGCAUGAAAGAGGAGGGAAGAGGUACAGGUUCAUGGUUAUUGACAGGCUUGGUACAGACCUGCAGAAGAAGUUUGAAGAAUGUGGAAGGAGGUUCCCCAGAAAACUGGUCUUGCAGCUCGGUCUUCGACUGCUUGAUAUCCUGGAGUACAUCCAUGAUCAUGAGUAUGUGCAUGCUGACAUUAAGGCAUCCAACCUCAUGCUGAGCCACAGUGAUCCCAACCAGGUUUACUUAGUAGAUUAUGGGCUGGCAUACAGGUAUGCACCUGACAGUGUCCUGAAAGAGUACAAGGAAGACCCCAAGAGAUGUCACGACGGCACCAUAGAGUUCACCAGCAUCGACGCGCACAAAGGAGCAACUGCAUGUAGGCGGAGCGACCUGGAGAUCCUGAGCUACUGCAUGGUUCAGUGGCUAUGUGGACGGCUGCCCUGGGAGGACAAGCUGCAGGACCCCAUCUAUGUCAGAGACUCCAAAAUCAGAAGUCAAGAAAACAUCUCUGAAUUUAUGACCAGGUGUUUCGCCCCUCAAGAUAAGCCAGAUGAGAUCCAGAGGUUCAUGGAGGAGGUUAAAUCUCUGGGGUACCAGGACAAACCACCGUACGAGAAGCUGCGCUCCAUCCUGCAGGCUGGACUGAAGGCUAUGCAGGCUAAAGAUGACGGCAAGCUAGAGUUCACUCCGGUCAGUGGAGCUGUAUCACCUCCUGCUAAGAAGACCACCAAGAGAAAGAAAGCAGCAGCUGAAUCAGAUGAGAGUGACAAUGAUGGAAGCACCAUCAAGAAAACGAAAGUCGCAAAGAAAAGAGAAGUGAAUGGAGUGAGGAAAAGUCCCCAAAAGAUUCCUAGAACAAGGAAGGUACCCAGCAGUGGAAAAAAGGGUCAGCCCAAGACCAGGCUGGUGGAGAUGAGCACCCAGACUUCACCUGGACUUGCUCUGAAAUCCAGAGGCAGAACCAAGAAAACCAGCACCUGAGCAUCCACUCCUCCCUCAACCCUUCUGUCUUUCCUCUGCUUCCUAAAAAAAGAGCUUUUUUAAGUUUUAUACAACAGGAUUUUCCAUCUGUUACGCACUGAUCAGUGUUUAUAUUUGAUUGUAUUUGGUGUGAUUGAAGCCGGAUCCAUUGUAAUAAA
This is a messenger RNA of Chelmon rostratus (copperband butterflyfish), 1541 nucleotides long. It is a transcript of the gene vrk1, whose product is annotated as VRK serine/threonine kinase 1. Gene Ontology annotation, molecular function: ATP binding; protein serine/threonine kinase activity. The record is from RefSeq and is a predicted model, not a curated record. Gene Ontology annotation, cellular component: nucleus; cytoplasm. Lineage: Eukaryota; Metazoa; Chordata; Actinopteri; Chaetodontiformes; Chaetodontidae. The transcript is spliced from 13 exons. The coding region runs from base 64 to 1383 and encodes 439 amino acids. Gene Ontology annotation, biological process: signal transduction; peptidyl-serine phosphorylation.